AAAAAAAAAACUUGAGAAGUUCAAAUAAUUUGAAGGUAAACUGGUGUGAGUGAGAUUGCAGAGAACGAACAGAGGGUUUCAUCUCGACAAUGUCAGAAAUGGAUGAAGAAGCACCAGACGUUCUAUGCGAACUGGAAAACGUACAAGGCUUAGUCGACGCUUUAACCGCCGUUCGAUGGAAGCGCCACCAAGACGCCGUCAUAGAAUUAUCCGAACACGGCAUCGUUUUAAUCGUUGAAGAAAGUGGUUGCCUUCAAGCAAAGGUUUAUCUCAAAAAAGAGCUAUUUGUUCGAUAUGAUUACAAUGCAGAAGGACGACCUCGUUUUGGUGUGAGUUUAGGGCUUUUUGUUGAUUGUUUGAACGCAUUCUCGGUUCCCGGUCAUUCUGGUGUUAUUCAGAUUCAGUAUCCUGGUCCUGAUAUGCAGCUUCUCCUCAAAUCUGUAGAUUCGCUGGAUGCCAGUAUUUGUGCAGAGAUCAGAACAAGGAUUCCUGAUACCGUUGCAUGGGACUACAAUUUUGAACCUGCUGGGACUAACCCUUUAACCUUUACUGUUAAGUCUGCAGCACUAAAGGAAGCUAUUGAGGAUCUUGAAUGGCCUGGAUCAAGCAUCCAGAUAACUAUGGAGCCAGAUCCUCCUUCUGUUACGUUGAGAGCUGAAGGACAUGGGGACCUGCAGAUAGAUUUCAUGUAUUGUGCGAAUUCCGAACUCUUGAUAGCAUUUCAGUGUGAUCACCGAGCUUCUUUCAAGUACAAAUAUAAGUUCCUUAGAGCAUCAACUUCUAAUAUGCCUAGUAGUGUUAUUAAAGAAAAUAGAGCAAGCAAGUUAAGCAUUGGGAGAGGUGGAAUGUUAAAAGUGCAGCAUCUGGUUUCAAUUUCCAAACCUACCUCGCACCCUUAUGUGGAUUCUGCCGGCUAUCAACAACCUGGUCGAAUAGCUCAUAUUGAAUUCUUUGUGAAGCCUGAGGAAAGUGAAGACUAAACGAAUUGUUAUUAUUAGGUAGAAUCACGGAAAAUGUGUUCCUUAUAAAUUUCCUUACAUUGCUUUUCAAACCAAAUCUGAAAAGAAUGGUAUAAACAGAGUAGCAUUACAGAAAUGCAGAGAUAAAAGAUGUAUAUUUGAUAAGACAAAGUACAUACUCAGGAUGAAAUUGGGAUGUCUGUGAUCCACACGCCUCGUGUGAUUGCCAGAUAAUCCCGGGAAAUAGGAAAUAUGUGUUUAAAUGAUGUAUUUCGCUGUAGUUAGACCACUACAUUGACAGGAAGUAGAUUAUGAAUUAAAUGAGUUGUCGAAUUGUCUGUUUAUGUUCUA
Medicago truncatula (barrel medic) is the source of this 1310-nucleotide messenger RNA. RefSeq lists its product as uncharacterized. The record is from RefSeq and is a predicted model, not a curated record. Bases 90 to 980 code for a protein of 296 amino acids. The transcript is spliced from 6 exons. Gene Ontology annotation, cellular component: checkpoint clamp complex. Lineage: Eukaryota; Viridiplantae; Streptophyta; Magnoliopsida; Fabales; Fabaceae. Gene Ontology annotation, biological process: DNA damage checkpoint signaling; DNA repair.